This is a messenger RNA of Dentiscutata heterogama, 3036 nucleotides long. The record is from the annotation of a GenBank genome assembly. NCBI's taxonomy places the organism in Eukaryota, Fungi, Glomeromycota, Glomeromycetes, Diversisporales, Gigasporaceae.
AUGAGCUUGAAUUUUAAAUGGCGUAAAAAGAAAAAUUUAGAUCCAGUUCAAGCUCUCUAUACAGAAGGAGAACAACUGGCAGAAUGGUUACUCGUUAAAUAUUGUGCAAUUGCAGUAUUAGAGAAUUCUAAUAAGCAUGACAAAAAUAUCCAAGAUUUGCAAACGAUCCUUUCAAAGAGUCAAUCCAUACAAACUAAACAAAUUCAGCAACUUAGUGAAGAUGAAGUUCAAUGGUUACGAAAUUCCAAAAGCAGUAUGGAAAACUAUAUAACAGAAAAUAUCCAGAAAAGCAUUAAAAUUCUUGAGGAUGAAAUUGUCAAUCUGAAUGAGUAUAGUCAAAACGGCAUAAAAACUAAGGAUAAUUUGAUAUAUCAACAAGAGGUUCGAUAUAUAAAUACCCUUAAUGCGGAAAAUGAAAAGCUAAAAAAUUAUUUGAUAGAAAAACGGGACCAAUGUGUAGAAUUAAAUAUGAAUAUUAUUAUUAAUGAAAAAUUGAUUCAAAAGCAGAAUAUAAAUACCAGUGGUUCUGAAUUUGAUGCAAAAGAAACGAUUGAAAAAUUAGAAAGCAGCAAUAAAAAUUUAAAUAAUGAGAAAAUAAACUUAAUAUCUAAUAUACGUAAAAUUGGAAAUUUUUCUAAUGAGGAACUUCACUAUCUUGGAACUGAAAAAAACAAAUUAAAGGAUUUUAUAAUUAACCAAUGUGAUAAUUUUGAAAUAUCAAUUCGCACAGAAGCUUUUAAUGCAACACUCAAUACUUUGCCCGAUGGUCGGCAACUUGUAAUGGAUAUUCAAAUUCUUCGUGAAGAAAAAGUAGUUCUUGAAAAUAAUUUAAAAGAAAAAUUUAAGGAACAAAUUGAACUUAAUCAACCCACACUAAAAGAAUUUAUGCAGAAGUAUGGAGCGUUCAAUGAUGAAAAAAAGAAAAUUGAAAAUGAAUUAACCGUAAUAAAAGACAAGAAUAAUAAUAUUAUAGAUCGGCAACGACGUCUUCAGAACCAAAUUAAUGAAUUAGAUAAAGAAAAUGAAGAUGAUUCAUCUAUAAAUAUUAUUAAUGGUGCACGUUAUCAAUUGAUUCAAACACUAAUAGAAAAUAUUAACGACCUCUAUAACCAAAAACGUGAUUUGAGAAAUUAUUUGAUGAGAAAAUAUGAUCUGCUUAUUCAAUUGGUGAAUUUAAACGAUGAACAUCCAGUUAUUGAAAAAUAUAUAGAAUAUCGCAAUAAAUUCGAGAGUUCUUCUCCUGAAAAAAAAUUUAUCUUACGCAAGACUAAUAAUAAUGAGGUCAUAAUCUCUUAUGGUGGAGAAUUUAUUGACGACACGUGUCACUUCCAAACCCUCUACAAAGAGAAAGGAGAUUUAAAAACUUAUUUGUGUACUCAACCUAGAAAGACUAUUGAUGAUUUCAAUUCUGAAAAGCAAAAAUUGGAAGAAAAAUUAGUCUACAUAAACGCAACCAAAAAGUAUCAGAAUCUCCAAAUUAAUAUUCAGUCACUUUAUAAAAAACUAUGCGAAUGGAAAUCCGAUUUGGUAAAUAGGUAUAAUCAACUUAUUAAACUAGAAAAAUUCAUUAAUGAUGAUUCUUUCAUAUAUACUAAGAGAGUCAAUGAACUCAUGGAAGCGAUUCAACCUUUCAACUAUGAUUUCGCAAAUGUAAAUCAACGUGAUAUAGAAAAUCUAAUUUAUGAUUGUGAACAAACCAUCGAUAAAUACCGUAAAGAAAUUUCGAAUAUUCAAGCUGAAAGAAAUUACAUUGUUACAACUAUAGAUAAUGUAAAAGUUCAAAUUGAAAGUGAUUUAAUUAAUAAGUAUAGGCAACUAGCUCAAUUAGAUGAAUUUAAAAAAUGGACGCUUGUUUCAAACGAGUAUCAUAAUAAUAUAAAAAAAAUCCAAGAAAUCCCUAACCUUAGUGAUACAAAUAAUAUCCCUCGCCCUAGUGAUACAAAUGAUAUGCAAAACAAUAUUGAUCGAAUUCGACAGCUAGAAACAAUUGUUUCAAACCUUGAAGGUGAUAUGAAAUCAAAAGAUGAAAAAAUAUGUGAAUUAAAAGGCGAAUUGGAGGCAAAAGAUAUAAGAAUACGUGAAUUAAUCGAAUUGAAUAGUUCUUUUAGAAAUGAAGCUGUUAAAUAUCCAUCAGAACUUAGGAAAGUAACAAAUUUCGAAUUUGGUGAUCAUGAUAGCAAUAACAUUGGGCAAUUAUCAAAUGAAAUCAAACAAUUAAAACAUGAUCUUGAAUUCUUUUGUACUUUAAGAAAAUCUAUUACUUCCAUCAAUGAACCAUAUAUGAGAAAUCUUUUGAUAAAAUACAAUUGCUCAGCAGAAGUUCUCGGAAAAAGCUAUAACAAAAACCUAUUAGAAGGUCUCUUGCAGCGUUAUAUUAUUGAAACAACCAUUUCUGAAGCGAUAAAUUAUCUUGAUACUGAUGAAUGGAGUAAUGAGGCUUGCUUGGAAGCAAAAAUAAAGUCAGUGACGAAUAGAUUACAAGAGUAUGCAACUGAACUUUCAACGCAUCGAUUUGGAACAGACAAAGCCUCUCGUGCAAUCCCUGCAAAAUUAUGUCAAAUGGUAUAUAAUCUUCUUAGCAGCAGAGGUUUUUCUAAGAAUAAAGAUGAACGUGAACAUCCAGUUAUCGAGCGUUUAACAAAGGAAAUUCUAAAUAUAAUGAAUAGCUGUCGUAAAAUAAAUGACCCUGUAAAGAACGAGAAAAUUGAAUCCAUGGCCAUCGAAAUCGUCCGACAAAUCAUUGUGAUUUUUCUUUUUCGAUUUAAAGUUCAAGAACCUACUAUUGAAUAUCUAUGGUUUGAAAGCAGAGAUAAAAUUGAACUUGAAUUUAUGGAAUUCUCAGUAGAUGAAGAUUUUAAAAACGCUGAAGAUUUAUGCUACAGCCUUUUUACCUUUUAUGUAUUUCUCGCAUCUCUCACAUUUCCUAUCCAAAGUUCUUCCAUGCAGGUGGCCAGUAAAGGCAGAGGUAUUCGUAAUCCUCACGGAUUACUUCCUCACAUGGUACCGACUAUAGUUCCAUGGGACUGGGAAGUCUAG